AACCGGAAGAAAACGUCAUUUUUGGCCAAUCUGCGAGCUCUGAAAUGACAUAAUGGAAUUUUCUGGGAUAGAAAACUUGCAAAUGCUUAUUUUUACGCCCAUAGAUAGAUAGAGUUUCUCAAGAGCGGAUAGAGUCGGUUUAGAGAACGAAGAGAGAAGCUAACCAAACAGGAAACUUCGAGUGAUUAAAAAAAAUAAUAAAGUUACGUAAGAAAGACGUAAAACGAAAGAUAAAACAUAUCGUGAGAGUGACGCGGCGUAAGAGCGCUCGACGAGGAAAACUAAAAGAGCCAGGCGUUUGGAUAACUAGCCCAGCUGUGUGACCCCUGGAUUGGGGGGUGUAGAAUGGAAACGAUCGCCUGUGUUGAGAAGCGCAGCGCCACGGCACCAUGAAGAAAGAAAUGAGUUUAAACCUGGACGACCAGAACAGCUCGAACCUCAAACCGGAUUUGCGGGACGCGGAAGGCAUACUCAGCUCCCAGGACCUGGGACUCCUGAAGCUGGCCUCUCCUGAGCUGGAGAGGUUGAUUAUCCAGUCGAACGGCAUGGUCACGACGACGACGACCCCGAAUUCUCAAUUCGUCUACCCGAAACCGGUGAGCGACGAGCAGGAGUUCGCGGAAGGUUUCGUGAAAGCGUUGGAGGACCUGCACAAGCAGAACCAGCUGAACGGCGGCGCCGCGACUCUCAACCGCCUCGCCACGGGCGCCGCUCUCGCCCUGCCGUCCGACCUUCCGGUCUACACGAACUUGAACACGUACGGAGGCAGCGCGCUGGGCACAGCCGUCAACUACUCCACGGACACCAUCCCUUUCCCGCCGCCGCCUCCAGCGUCGUCUUCUUCUUCUUCGUCUUCUUCGUCGUCGUCAUCGUCGUCGUCGGCGGCGGCCACGCAAGCGCGCAUCCGUUCUCCCAAGGACGAACCCCAGACCGUUCCCGACGUGCAGAGCUUCGGCGAUAGUCCGCCUCUGUCCCCCAUCGACAUGGACACGCAGGAGCGCAUCAAGGCGGAGCGCAAGAAGCUGCGCAACCGCAUCGCCGCCUCCAAGUGCCGCAAGAGGAAGCUGGAGAGGAUCUCGCGGCUGGAGGACAAAGUCAAGACGCUGAAGACGCAAAACAGCGAGCUUGCGUCCACCGCCAGCGUCCUGCGCGAGCAGGUCGCGCAGCUCAAACAGCGGGUCAUGAACCACGUGAACAACGGCUGCCAGCUGCUGCCCACCCAGGUGCAGGCGUACUGAGCAUGCUUUCACUUUUCAUCAGAACUGCGCCCUAUGAGCGAACACUGAUUUUGGUGCUCAUGUACAUAAGAAAGCUUUUUUUUAAAAAAAACAAAAAACAAAACAAUAUAUAUGUAUACAUGUUUACACCGUUUUGUAGCAAAUGGACUGAUAUGACGUCUCUGAGAACUAACUAACCCACCCUCCUGUGGUGCUUUGCUUACCUGCAGAUUUCAUUUCCUGUAUGCGUCCAAUAAAACAUGGCAUAAGAGAUUAGAUGAUUCAGGUGUGUUAUCUGGUUGAACGUAAACAGCAGGAAGGUAGGCCUAAACCUGUCUUACUGUCAGUGUAUGUGUGACAAGUGUAUUUACACUACUACGUGUCACAGUUCUCAGACUCUGGGCCCAGUUACCUGAGACAGGAGAAGACUUAAAGCAGCAGAAGCAGCAGCAGCAGUGUUUUGCAUGCAUGCUCAAUGAGACAAACUCUACGAGUGCAACCGAACACAGAUGUCGUGCAUGCACACUUCAUGUGUAAAGCCUUAAUUGUGUACAAACACUUAUUUUAACCAAUGACCUUAUCUAAUUUAUAUACAGCUGUUCACCCAAUGUCUUAUUUCUUUGUGACUGUUGUGACUUGUCAUUGAUUUGCUAGUUUAUUUGUCACAUGUCAAAGUACUGCCUUCUUGAACUUCUGUCUAAUAAAAGCGAUAAAAGAUGUUACAA
Clarias gariepinus (North African catfish) is the source of this 1942-nucleotide messenger RNA. RefSeq names its product JunD proto-oncogene, AP-1 transcription factor subunit (gene jund). Lineage: Eukaryota; Metazoa; Chordata; Actinopteri; Siluriformes; Clariidae. The coding region runs from base 390 to 1238 and encodes 282 amino acids. Gene Ontology annotation, biological process: regulation of cell population proliferation; regulation of cell cycle; regulation of transcription by RNA polymerase II. The record is from RefSeq and is a predicted model, not a curated record. Gene Ontology annotation, cellular component: transcription regulator complex. The transcript has a single exon. Gene Ontology annotation, molecular function: transcription factor binding; DNA-binding transcription factor activity, RNA polymerase II-specific; RNA polymerase II cis-regulatory region sequence-specific DNA binding.